UUACCGCCAUUGCCACUGCCCUCUUCUUCCUCUGAUCAUUCAAAGUUUUAAAAAACACUCAUCUCUCUCUCUCUCUCUCUCUCUCUCUCCAUAUUUGAAUACACACACAUUUAUAUCUACAUACCCAUAUUGCCAUAUAUGAUGAUGUUGUUUCUGUUUGUCAAGACAUUCCCUCAUCCACUCUCUCUCUAAAAACAUAAGUAUAUUCACACAUUUCUUUUCUCCCUUUCACUCUUUACAUAUGCUCCACUCCAUUUGCAUUUAUUAGUUUUGUUCAUUACUUAUUUCAGUCAUCACAUAUAUUUCAAAACUACAAAAGACUUCUUUUUCACUCUCAUUUUAAUUGUUGAGUUCCAUUUUAGAUCUGUAGCUUCUUUUUUUAUAUUUCAUAAGAGAUUUCAGUGAUGCUUUUGAAUGAAAAGCUAGGGUUUUGUUGUGGUGGGGUUCAAAUUGAGUGAAAAUUUGGGGAUUUUAGUGCUUAAAGGUUGGAACUUUAGCAAUGAAUAGGAGUUUUAGGGCUCCAGAGAGAGGAAUGCAAGCUGUAGUUGUGAAGCAAAUGAGGGAAUCUGUUAUGAGGGACAAGGAAGAAGAGCUUGCUUUGUUUCUCGACAUGCGGAAACGAGACAAGGAGAGUGAUAUGCUUCUUAUUCACAAUGUAGAUGAGUUUGAUGCUCCAUUGGGAUUAACGACGGGAAGUUCUCCUAUAUUUAAUAUCGCAUCAGCCACACCUGCGCCAGCAAGAAAGACCGCUGCAGACGAGUUUUUGAAUUCUGACAAUGAUAAAAAUGAUUAUGACUGGCUUAUGACACCUCCUGGCACUCCUCUUUUUCCAUCACUAGAGAUGGAAUCACAGAGAGCCAAUAUGAUUGAGAUUGGAACUCCUAAUGCUCGACCAACUGCAUUGAAAUCUAGACUAGCAAAUUCUGAUCUGGAGCCUACUACAAGAAAUAACCUUACAUCUAGACAGUCAGUUUUGGCUCCUGGGUUAAAUACAUCCAGUACAGGAGUUCAAAGGCCCUCAUCCUCUGGUGGUCUGGGAUCAAGACCUGCUACAGCAACUGGACGCCCUACUUUGGCCUCAGCCUCUAAACCUACAUCAGCCUCAACCUAUAAACCCUCGUCUACUACUGCAUCAAAACCAUCAGCUACCAUGGCAUCUAGACCCUUGCGUUCUUCAACACCCACCCGUUCCUCCGUGCCCUCAGCUAAGCCCGCAGCCCCUGCAAGAUCUUCUACACCUACAUCGAGGCCUACUGCAAGAUCUGCUACACCUACAUCGAUGUCUACUGCAAGAUCUUCUACUCCUACGACGAGGUCUACUGCAAGAUCUUCUACUCCUCCAUCGAGGUCUACUGCAAGAUCUUCAACACCAACUAGACCUGCUGCUCCUGCACCAGUGAACAAACCCACAUCCAGGGCUGCGACUCCAACUCGUAGACCAACUACUCUGUCAGCCGCGUCAACUGUAUCAGUUUCUCCAGCUAAAUCUCCAUCUUCUUCAGUUACCAAGUUCACUUCUACUGCGAUAAGAAAUUCAGCACCUCCACGUGCUAGCUCCCCUACAGUAAAACCAAGACCAUGGAACCCAUUAGACAUGCCAGGAUUCUCCCACGACGUGCCUCCAAAUUUACGUACUUCACUUUCUGAUCGCCCUACUUCAGCUACUAGGGGCAGGCCUGGUGCACCAAGUGUUCGAUCAUCAUCAAUUGACCCUGCUCCCAAUGGAAGGAUUAGACGUCAAUCAUGUUCACCGUCAAGAGGACGCCCUCCUAAUGGCAUUAAUUAUAACUGUGGAAGCUCUGUUCCUGCUUUAAAUCGGGCAUAUGCUAAAGCCCACGACAAUGUGAGUCCUGUUAUGUAUGGAACCAAGAUGGUUGAGAGGGUGAUAAACAUGCGUAAAUUAGCGCCACCUAAGCAGGAUGACAAACACUCACCUCGGAGUAACUUAUCUGGCAAAUCUUCAUCUCCAGACAGCUCGGGUUUUGGAAGAAAUUUCUCUAAGAAGUCCAUGGACAUGGCUAUAAGGCAUAUGGACAUACGGCGAAACAUUCCCGGAAAUCUACGACCAUUAAUGACCAAUAUUCCUGCUUCCUCCAUGUAUAGUGUGAGAUCAGGGCCUGCACCAAGAAGCAGACCAGUUAGUGUUUUAGACUCGCCUCUUGCAACAAGCAGUACUGCAAGUUCUGAAGUGAGUGUCAAUAACAAUGCUUUUUGUGUGGAUGCAAGUGAAUUAGAUGGUGUUAUUAAUAGUGAAAGGGGUAUCUAUCCCCUGCCAGUGUAGGGGAGAGGUGAUGGUUCGAUAAUUUAAAUUAAAAAUUAGUUCUUAAAUAUUUAGGAAAAAAAGAAAAGAAACUAUCUUUUAAAUCCGACUGUAGUUGGUGUUGUUGUCCAUUGGCAUUAGAGAAUUCUGCAAAAACUAUGGCAAAAGAUGUGGUUGAAUUUUCACAUGAUUUUAUGUAAAGUUAGAUGGAUUGAUUAGCUUCAUCAGUUGUAGCCUUUGUAUUAGGAGAAAACAUUUGUGGUCAUGGUGGAUUUUUGGUCAAUGUUUAAUCAUUAAUCCGACAUAAGAACCCUGGUUUAA
Daucus carota subsp. sativus is the source of this 2581-nucleotide messenger RNA. RefSeq lists its product as uncharacterized. The record is from RefSeq and is a predicted model, not a curated record. NCBI's taxonomy places the organism in Eukaryota, Viridiplantae, Streptophyta, Magnoliopsida, Apiales, Apiaceae. Bases 500 to 2281 code for a protein of 593 amino acids. The transcript is spliced from 5 exons. Gene Ontology annotation, cellular component: cortical microtubule. Gene Ontology annotation, biological process: cortical microtubule organization.